AAUCCAGAGGAAGUUGUAAAGCGAGCAAGGGAGGAAACUGGGGAAGCAGAGAGCGGUGACGCCGGAAGAAGCGAUGAUGUCUGGAAGAAGGAGAAGCGGAAAAAGGACGCCGGAACGGAGGGGGUGGUCCGUUUGGGUAUGAUGGAAUUUACGACUUCACGUGAGAUGUUUCAAACUUUCAAAGGGUGGAUGACCGGUAGUUAUCUAAAUUUCCCCGUCGUCAUCUUUUGGCAGAGGAUCGUGCCGAGCUUGCUGGACUUGGUGAAGAAGGGUCAUCCCGAGCCACAUAAAAUGAUUGGUUGUGGGGUCGAUUCAUUUCGAGUCCGAAAUGACACGAUGUGCAGCCACUUCCGCACCUUCUUUAUCGUUAGGAAAGAUGAUUCGACCGCAGAUUUCUGCUUCAGGACCUGUGUAAACAACAUCCUUCCAUUACCCGAGGAUUUGAAAGAUCAAGGUGGUGGUGUUGUUGCUGUUUGUGCAUGUCAUAUAGAAGGAGGCAUGGGUCGUUUGCAGGAGGAGAGGAUGGGAAGGCUCAACACCGUCAUCUUGGGUUCGAAGAAAUUCUAUUACUCCACGCAUAUGUAUAGAUACUUUUACUCGUUGCUUAUGAGGUCCCCACUUAAUCAGAAUCUCGUCGAGGUUAUUCAAACGGUAUUGUUGGCUUUGCUGAAGAAGGGCGAUCCAGAGUGGGAGAAGAAGGUUGGUUCGGGAGGGGGUCUCCAAUCAGUACAUAUUCGGAUGCCCACAGUGGGGAGCUAUCCGGCCUACUUCGUUGUUAGGAACGAUGGUUCUAUGGUGCCUUUCUGCUUCUGGACAUGCAUCGACAAUCUCAUUCCUUUGCCAAAUGACUAUAAAAACCGAUGUGCUGCUGGUGCUGGUCUUAAAGUUUCCAGAGGAGCUAUACGUGGCGCUAGUGGAUGA
Linum tenue is the source of this 921-nucleotide messenger RNA. Lineage: Eukaryota; Viridiplantae; Streptophyta; Magnoliopsida; Malpighiales; Linaceae. The record is from the annotation of a GenBank genome assembly.